Molecule: messenger RNA, 1446 nt
Organism: Oikopleura dioica
Lineage: Eukaryota; Metazoa; Chordata; Appendicularia; Copelata; Oikopleuridae
Source: the annotation of a GenBank genome assembly
AUGACUUACGAUCAAGCACGAGCUUACUGUUUUGUCAAAAAUAUGUGGCUCGCUAAUCCUAAGGACUAUGAUGAAGCUGCUGGUCUUAUAAAAGGUAUAACAAUCGGGAGCAACGUUUGGUUUGAUUCUUGGCGAAAGACUGAAGGCGAAUGCUAUGCUCAAGAGUUAUUCGGGAUCGAUCGAGGCUACGGUUGGAGAGAUGGACCCAAAGACUGUAAUAACAAGUUCUACGCAAUAUGCCAGAAUGGACAGAUUCAUGAUAAAACUCUUUGCGAUGUCGACCCAUGCGCUGGACAUGAAAGCUGCGAGAUCUUCGUUAACGGAUGCCCCGUAAGCCCGGUGAAAAAUACUCAAGUAGCUAAAGUCUCUGCUGCCAUCAACUACAAAGUUUCCGCUGACGUUUUCUGCGAUCAUAGCAUGCCGAAGGAUGGUCAGUGGAAGCAAAUUCUUCAUGUUUCCGGCGGAAAUGAUUACGGCUCAGCCGGCGAUAGAACAUUCGCCAUAUAUAGAACUCGCUGGGCUCCAUAUAAAAAUCUCAUUAUCGGCGUCAAUGACCCAAACGGCAUCAAUUUAGCUGGAGCUUCUCAUCACACUCAGGAAAAAGAGUUUGAGUGCACUGACGGAUCCUGGAAUAAUUACUCUGUAGAGGUUCGCCAAGUUGUUGAUUCGCCAUCAAAUCUUCAUUAUUCUGUACGCGUUGAUGGUGUAGGGAUCAUUGACGGCACAUAUGACAUAAGUGACGCCAAGACAACUGGUGAGCUUUCUGCCUGGGUUUCCGACCCCUGGUGGCCGAGUGGAUCGUCGUACAGUGUUCGAAAUUUCUACUUUCAAAGAUUUGAGGACACGCCUCUCUGUGCAACUAAUCCAUGUGCUGGACUUGAAAGCUGCGUGUCUAUCGUCGAUGGCUGCGCCAUUGCCCCUUCGCAGAAUAAUCUUCUUGCAACUCUCUCCGCAACAGUUAACUACAAAUUCUCUGCUGACGUUCUCUGUGACAAGUCUAAUGACAUCAACGCGUCAAUUGCCGAAAAAUGGAGCCUUAUCUUCCGAGUCACUGCAGGUGGAAACAACCAAGUUGUUGGCGACCGCACUUUUGGCCUCUGGCGCAUGCCACUCGACAAUCAGUACUACUUCAGCGUUACUGAUCCAUAUAGAACUUGGUAUCAGUAUAGAUUCUAUCCAACAACGUGCACGCAAGGCGAGUGGAAUACCUUCUCAGUGGAAGUCCGACAAAUCGACGCUAGCUCAAGAUUGCAGUAUAUUGUUUCGAUCGAUGGUGUUCAACAACACGUAGGCACAUAUGACCAAAGUGAUACAAAAACGUCUGGAGAACUUUAUGCGUACGUUGGAGGCCCAAUAGUUACUAACUAUCACGUUCGCAACUUCUUCUACCAAACAUUUCCAACAGAAACAACAACAACGACAACGAUAACUACAACCAAUAUAUAA